AUGGCCUCCUCCUCUGCCGCCGCCGUCCUGGUCUGCCUCCUCCUCUCCUCCGCUGCCAUCGCCGUCCUCGCCUUCGACGUCAAGGAGAUCCUCGCCCCCGAGCCUGACUUCUCGUCCUUCACCAAGUACCUCACCGACAGCAAGGUCGCCGACGACAUCAACGGCCGCAAGACAGCCACCGUCCUCGCGCUCGACAACUCCGCCGUCGCGCCCCUCGCCGGGCUCUCCGCAGCGCAGCUCAAGGACGUGCUCACCGUCCACGUCCUGCUCGACUACUAUGACCCCGACACCCUCCAUCGUCUCUUCAAGAACAAGUCCGCCGUCAUCGCCACGCUCUUCCAGAACUCCGGCCACGGCGCCGACGACAACGGCCUGUUGAACUACGUCGAGAAGGCCGACGAGAGCAUGUACUUCGGCUCCGCAGCGGCCGAUGCCUCCCCUGACUCCGAGCUCAUUAAGGUCAUCGGCGCGCGGCCGUAUGACCUGUCGGUCAUCCAGGUCAGCAAGGCCAUCAUCCCGCCGGCGGUCGCCGGUGGAAGCGACGCCUCCACAUCCGCCGGCGGCAACGCCACCUCCUUGGCUCCCAAGGCCGGUGUCGACACUGCCACCUCUGCUUCUAGUGACGCUGCAGCGGCGCCGGGCCCUGCCGGGGAGAAAAAAGCCAGCUCGGCCGAGAGAGUGGUGGUUGUUAGCACCGCACUUGGACUCGAUAUGGCCAUGGCCAUGGCCGUUUUUGGUGCGCUUUAA
This is a messenger RNA of Zingiber officinale, 747 nucleotides long. Its product is annotated as fasciclin-like arabinogalactan protein 3. The coding region runs from base 1 to 747 and encodes 248 amino acids. The record is from RefSeq and is a predicted model, not a curated record. The transcript has a single exon. Gene Ontology annotation, cellular component: plasma membrane. NCBI's taxonomy places the organism in Eukaryota, Viridiplantae, Streptophyta, Magnoliopsida, Zingiberales, Zingiberaceae.